AUGUCAUGCCUGUUUCUUCUUGGACAAACGAGACCCAAUUCGCCUCAAGAAUCAUUCCAAGCAUCCCAAUCAUCUCUUUCCAAUCAACCCCAACACUUUUCUCUUUAUAAAGCUCAUCCACUACACUCAGCUGAGUCAUUGAAAGAUUUGGAUCACGAAUUGCGUGAGACGGUUCACCGAAUACGACUUCGACGAUACCUUUCCGCGUUGGUGAAUGAAGAAAGAGAGAAAAGGGCUGAGCAAAACGAUUGGGAACGAAUGGCGCCAAUUUGGGGUCGA
Mesorhabditis belari is the source of this 279-nucleotide messenger RNA. The record is from the annotation of a GenBank genome assembly. NCBI's taxonomy places the organism in Eukaryota, Metazoa, Nematoda, Chromadorea, Rhabditida, Rhabditidae.